Eublepharis macularius is the source of this 855-nucleotide messenger RNA. Its product is annotated as olfactory receptor 13A1-like. NCBI's taxonomy places the organism in Eukaryota, Metazoa, Chordata, Lepidosauria, Squamata, Eublepharidae. Gene Ontology annotation, molecular function: G protein-coupled receptor activity; olfactory receptor activity. The coding region runs from base 1 to 855 and encodes 284 amino acids. The transcript has 3 exons. The record is from RefSeq and is a predicted model, not a curated record. Gene Ontology annotation, biological process: G protein-coupled receptor signaling pathway. Gene Ontology annotation, cellular component: membrane.
AUGGCCAUAGAUGGUAACUUCCUUCUCAUAAUUACCAUAGCCAGUUGCAAGAAACUCCACACUCCAAUGUACUUCCUGCUCACCAAUUUGUCCCUACUGAACAUGUUCUCUAUUUCUGUUACUACUCCCAAACUGCUCCAGACACUAUCAACUCACACAAAGACCAUCUCCUUUUACAGCUGCAUCGCCCAAGCCUAUUUCUUUAUAUUUUCUUUGGGCUCAGAACUUCUGCUUCUCUCCAUCAUGGCUUUUGACCAGUAUGCUGCUAUUUGCCACCCUUUGCAGUACUCAAAUAUCAUGAGGAAGGAAGUGUGUAUAGGGAUGGUAGCUGCAGUUUGGAUAAUUGGAAUGGUCAACUCUGCAGUUCAUGCUGGACUUAUAUUGCACCUGUUGUUUUGCAGCUCAGGAGGAGACUCCAAUAUCAUCAACCAUUUCUUCUGUGAUCUGCCCCCACUUUUAAAAUUGUCCUGCUCAGACACCAGCCAUAAUGAGAAAUUAAUUUUUGUGGCAGAUGCAUUCUUUGGGAUGGGUAGCUGUGGGUUGACCCUAAUAUCAUAUUGGCUUAUAGUAAGAGCGAUCUACCAAAUCCGCUCCACUGAAGGGAAAAAGAAAGCUUUCUCUACAUACUCUUCUCAUCUCUUUGUUGUCGGUUUUUAUUUUUCUGCUGUCAUCUACACAUAUAUCAGGCCUACUUCAGUUGCCUCUAUAGACAAUGACAAGCUAGUUUCUCUCUUUUAUUCGGUGGUGACGCCCGUUGUCAACCCAAUCAUAUAUUCUUUGAGAAACAAAGAGUUUAAUCAAGCUCUUAAGAAACUUAUUGGGAGAGGCAGGCUUCCUCAGGGACUGCAAGAUUGA